This is a messenger RNA of Dendronephthya gigantea, 1403 nucleotides long. Its product is annotated as E3 ubiquitin-protein ligase TM129-like. Gene Ontology annotation, cellular component: endoplasmic reticulum; membrane. Lineage: Eukaryota; Metazoa; Cnidaria; Anthozoa; Malacalcyonacea; Nephtheidae. The coding region runs from base 87 to 1175 and encodes 362 amino acids. Gene Ontology annotation, biological process: protein ubiquitination. Gene Ontology annotation, molecular function: ubiquitin protein ligase activity. The record is from RefSeq and is a predicted model, not a curated record. The transcript is spliced from 4 exons.
UCUGGGAAAAAGUGAUGACGUAGCGUUUGCAUGAAGACACUUUUACCAUGUUUUGAUAAAACCGUAUAAAUCGUUUGUGAAAAAGAAUGGAAGAGGAGCUUUUGUUCAGCCUAGGAUAUUUUAUUGUAGCUGUUUGUCUUGUUGUUCCACCCAAGGAGAUUGCAAGUCUAGGUCUGACUGUACAGAACCUAUUCUCACCUUACCUUGGCGUUGAAGAUCUUCAUUUUAUUCCGUUCCAUUUGAAGAGAACAUCCGUCACGAUACUCGUUCAUUCAUUGCUACCUCUUGGUUAUUACAUUUUCUUGGGUUUAGCAUCGCCUGAGCUUCAAUUGUUCAAUCUACAGGAGAGACAUGGAUUAAGACUUAUUGCUCCAGUUUUCUUGCUUCUCUCUCUAACUGUGUUUAUUUCUGCUGUGUUGAUCAUUCUAUAUUGGUCACGAAAUAACUGGAAAAAUCAUCCCUUAGUAAACACCCUUCGUCAUCAUGGUAGCCCUUGGAUUGAUGUUGCUGCCAGAAUAAACAUUGAAUUCCGUCGUAUUGAUAAAUUUUCAAGUCACAUUGGUGGAACAAGCAUCUACAUUACUGAUGCAUGGAUUAUAAAAUGUUCUGCAUACAAAGUGGACAUUGCUCACAAGCCUGAUGUUCAUUUGAAUAUUUUAAAAGCAGAAAACCAUGAGAUAUCGAUUGAAACAAACAGUUCUGUGCAGUUCCUUAAUAUCCAAGUCUCAAGUAUAAACUUAGCUGUGAAAUCCUUUACCAUAAGGCUAAAUUCAUUGGAUUACUCUGAGCUAAAAGAAAAGAUUCAGGCGCCUAUAGUGAAUGCAAGAAAUGUUGUCAUACGCCAGUCGCUCAGCGAUCAGUUUGUGAAUGCAUUUAAAGAACAAGUUGAACAAAAUCAAAGAUAUCAUAUUGAUCGAAGUACAGAGGUUCCCGAGUCGUGCAUCGGGUGUAUGCAACGGGAGUCGAACAUCAAACUUCAAAAACUGUGCGCAUCGUCAGAUGUCGGCACUUGCAUACAGUGUUUUUGUCGGCCGAUGUGGUGUUUAGAUUGCAUGGGAAAAUGGUUUGCAAGUCGCCAAGAUCAGAGUACGCCAGGAACCUGGAUGUCCAGCACGUCACCUUGCCCCACGUGUAGAGCCACAUUUUGUGUUCUCGACGUUAGUUUAAUAACUUAGACAAGACUAUGACUAUGCUCCUACUUUAACACGCCAAUGACACUAUAUUUACACUAUACAAAACGGCUCAAGUAUGCAUCUAAAAGACGAGCAUCUAUAGACGAACUUAAUUGUGCCAGGAUAGUCAAAGUAAUUUAAAUUUGAAAUGGUAAUUUUUCAUUCAGAAUAGCAGUGGAUGUUGUAUGUUUAUACUAUAUUAAAUCUGUUUGUGAACGCAUAUUUGAAGUU